AUGUCAAGUCUAAAGAGGAGAGCAUCAGAAGUAAGUCAUAUUGAGGCUGAUGAACCAGUAGCGAAGAAGAGUGCGGAGUCAGCCGUUGAACGGGAAGACGAGAAGCUUCAAGCGUCCCGCGGCGAUGAGGAAGAAGAGAAGGAAGAAGAGAAGGAAGAAGAGAAGGACGAAGAGGAAGACGAAGAAGAGGACGAGGGUGAGAGUGUGGAUGAGGAGUCCAACGGAGCUGAUAUUAAUAAAGCAAACUCUGGCAGUACCGCAGCACACGAUAUACACAUUGUGAGAGAGACAGCUGAGCUUUUCAAAUCCAACAUCUUCAAAUUACAGAUCGAUGAGUUACUGCAGCAGGUUAAGUUAAAAGACUCCCACAUACUAAAGGUGGAAAAGUUUUUGCAUAUGCUACACGACAUGAUAAAUGAGGUGCCCGAUUGGGAGGAGAUGACAAUUGCAGAGGCCGAUAGUUUUUUUAAAAACAAAGUUGUCACCAUCCCUUACGUUGAUCCCAAACCAGAUUCCAAUGCAACGAACUACAAAGUUAGCUAUAAGAGGCCUUCUAUUUCAUUAAUAGGAUCAUUCGCGUUGAAAGCCGGGAUCUACGAACCUACUGGGUCAACUAUUGACGUUUUGUUGUCAAUGCCACAAGAAUUGUUUGAAAGAAAAGAUUUUUUGAACUUCAGAUGCCUACACAAAAGAAGUGUGUACGUGGCAUACUUGACUCAUCAUUUAUCAAUUCUCAUCAAGAAGCAAAAGCUUGAUAAUUUCCUCAAGCUGGAAUACUCAUAUUUUAAUAACGAUAAACUACAGCCGAUUCUGAGACUUUAUUGCAAACAGUCAUCCUCCGAUACUGUGAAUUCCGAAUAUAAUUUUUACAAGACCAAGUUUUCUAUCAAUUUAAUAUUUGGGUUCCCAUAUAAGUGCUUUGAUGCAAAAAAAUUACUGCCAAAUAGGAAUUGUAUUAGAAUUGCACAAGAGGAUCAAAGUGUUGUUUUGCCGGCCACUCCGCUAUACAAUUUUUCGGUGUUAUCAUCAACAACCUACGAUAAUUAUUUGAAGUAUCUUUACAAGACAAAGAAGCAGACAGAAUCAUUUAAGGAGGCCACAAUUCUUGGUAGAUUAUGGUUAAAACAACGCGGGUUCUCUUCAAAAAUCUCACAUUGUGGUUCAUUAGGCGGAUUCGGCACGUUUGAAUUCGGAAUUUUAAUGGCAAGUUUACUAAAUGGUGGUGGUGUAAAUGGAAACAAAAUUUUACUGCACGGUUUCUCCUCAUAUCAAUUAUUCAAAGGUAUCAUAAAAUAUUUGGCAACUAUUGAUCUUUGUACGGAAGGUCACUUGCAAUUUCAUUCCGAUUCAGUAACACCUUCAAAAUAUGUUGAAGAGGGUUUCGACACACCAACUAUUUUCGAUAAAACAACAAAAGUAAACAUUUUAAGCAAAAUGUCAACAUCUUCUUACCAAAUGCUUAAAAUGUAUGCUCGAGAAACGCUUGUAAUGCUUGACAAUGUUGUUCAAGACCAAUUUUCCAAUGUAUUCCUGAAAAAUAUUAACAAGGUGGAUAAUAUAAAGUAUGACCUUUGUUAUGAUCUGCUCUUGCCCACAACCAACAAAACCAAUGCGGAUGAUUUACUGAACCUAGAAUUUGGCCCUACGGAGAGGAUUAAAUUCAUCACAAUGGAAAACUUCCUCGUUAAUAAAGUCACCAACGUUGUGAAAUAUGCACUAGAUGAUAGAAUCAAGCAUUUAGAAGUUGAACUAGUUGGACAAAAAAACAGUUUUCCAAUAACCAAGAGAAAAGUUUAUCCUAAUAAUGGAUCGCAUUUGAAUCUAGAUUCGAUAAAAAUAAAAUUACUCGUCAAUUCAGCCGAGUGUGAAAAACUAGUGACGAGAGGCCCAAUACAUCUAGAAGAGCCUACCGCGGAAGCUAAUGAAUUCAAAAAUUUUUGGGGUAAGAAGUCCUCUCUUCGUCGUUUCAAAGACGGCUCCAUUACACAUUGCUGUAUAUGGACAGCAUCAUAUUCAGAACCAAUAGUUUCAUCUGUUUUAGAUUAUGCUCUUAAAAGGCAUAUAAGCGAAGGAUUAUGCAUUAAAAAUGAUAGCACAAAAUACUUUCAAGAGUUGCUUCCCUUGCCAAACUUAGCAGCUAGCACAAGAAUGUCAGUUUUGAACUUAAACAGCUUUCACACUGUGAAAAAGUCUUUUGAUGAUCUUUACAGCAUCGUAUUCGCCAUGAAACUUCCUUUAUCGGUUAAAUCUAUAUUGCCAGUUGGUUCUGCAUUUAGAUAUACAUCAGUAUGCCAACCGGUACCAUUUGCAUAUUCAGAUCCAGACUUUUUUCAGGACGUCAUUUUAGAGUUUGAAACCUCACCAAAAUGGCCAGAUGAAAUAACCUCUUUAGAGAAAGCAAAAGCAGCAUUCCUCUUAAAAAUUCACGAUGAUAUAGCAGAAAAACAUGAGGAGAAAUACAAAUCUUUCUUCACAAGAGAUGAGUCUAUCCCUUAUAACAUGGAGAUAAUGGUGUUAAACAUUUUAACCCCUGAAGGCUAUGGUUUCAAAUUCAGAGUACUCAGCGAGCGCGAUGAAAUACUCUAUUUAAGGGCAAUUUCGAAUGCAAGAGAGGAAUUAAAACCAGAGCUGGAAUCCACUUUCCUAAAAUUUACUGCGAAGUAUCUGGCUUCAGUAAGACAUACCAGAACAAUUGAAAAUAUUUCGCACUCUUACCAGUUCUUCCCUCCUGUCGUGAGAUUAUUCAAGAAGUGGUUAGAUGCUCAUUUACUUUUAGGUCAUUUAAGUGACGAGUUCGUCGAGUUACUCGCCAUCAAACCAUUCGUGGACCAUGCCCCUUACAACAUACCUGGAUCGGUAGAGAACGGCUUCUUGAAAGUUUUGCAAUUCAUUAGUAAUUGGAACUGGAAAGAGGAGCCAUUGAUACUGGAUCUCAUCAAGCCUGAAGAGGAACUGACCUCGGGGCUCGAUACAGCAAGCUCUGAACUCGACAGCAGAACAAUGAAAAAACUUUCCGAAAAACUUACCUUAUCCCAGUACAAAGGUAUACAGACAAACUUCAGCAAUUUGAGAAAUGGUGAUCCAAACGGCUUACAUCUGCAGUUUUUCGUUGCGUCCAAAAACGAUCCAAGCGGAAUCCUGUAUACGAGUGGAAUUCUUCUACCGAUCGCCACGAGAUUAACGGCGUUGGCAAAAGUUGCAAUGAAUCUAUUGGGAAUCCAUGGUGUAAACAAACAAACUAUCAAUCUACUAUUCACUCCAGCAUUGAAAGAUUAUGAUUUUGUCGUACAACUGAAAACACCUUUGCCAUUAAAAGUGCCAUCAGGAAUCUUAGAAUUAGCUGAAUUCAAGAAUUUGGCAAACAAUCAGUUAGCAAAAAGCUUUCCUUCUGAUUUGGCUAAACUAAGUGAUAAAAUGGAUCCUACAUUCCAAUUAGUAAAAUAUUUGAAUAUGAAAUAUCACAACAGUAUGAUUUUCUUUAGCCACAGAUAUGUGGCUGUAAACGGCGGGGAUAAAGGUGACAGAAAUGUGGUGACUGGACUAAUAAAACCACUUUUCAAGAAACCAAGCAAGUUUAGGGUGAACAUCGAUUGUAAUAUUGAGCCAUUAGAUGAUCAAAUUGUCCAAUUGAACAAACAGGCGAUUUUCCAUGAAAUUGCCUCUUUUAGCAAUGAUUUAGUCAUCGAAUUCGAAACGGAUUAG
Messenger RNA from Zygotorulaspora mrakii, 3702 nucleotides. RefSeq names its product rRNA-processing protein UTP22 (gene UTP22). The transcript has a single exon. Lineage: Eukaryota; Fungi; Ascomycota; Saccharomycetes; Saccharomycetales; Saccharomycetaceae. The coding region runs from base 1 to 3702 and encodes 1233 amino acids. The record is from RefSeq and is a predicted model, not a curated record. Gene Ontology annotation, biological process: rRNA processing; tRNA export from nucleus. Gene Ontology annotation, cellular component: small-subunit processome; CURI complex; UTP-C complex.